This is a messenger RNA of Rodentolepis nana, 600 nucleotides long. The record is from the annotation of a GenBank genome assembly. Lineage: Eukaryota; Metazoa; Platyhelminthes; Cestoda; Cyclophyllidea; Hymenolepididae.
AUGUAUACCCUUGUUCGCGGGUUCUGUCGUCGUAUGGUUAAGAAAGAUGAAUAUUCUGUACUAAUCUUGGGUCUAGAUCAAGCUGGAAAAACAACUUAUCUUGAGCAAGCCAAAACAAAGUUCAAUGAAAAUUAUAGAUCGAUGCCUUUGCACAAAAUCACCUCAACUGUGGGAUUGAAUAUUGGGCAAAUCGCACUUGAAGGUAUUGUCUUGAAAUUUUGGGAUCUUGGUGGUCAAACUGAGCUGCAAUCACUUUGGGAUAAAUAUUAUAUGGAAUCCCAUGGGGUUAUAUUUCUAAUUGAUUCUUCUGACCCGGGUCGCUUUAAUGAGUCCAAAGAGGCUUUUGAUAAAAUGAUUCAAAAUCACGCACUAGAAGGUGUUCCACUUUUAAUAAUUGCUAACAAGCAAGACCUUGAUCAUGCAUUCCCGGCUUCCGAAGUAAAGCAGGUCUUUCAGGAUAGUGCUCAUUUAAUGGGAUCUCGUGAUUGUUCUAUGCGUGGAGCAUCUGCUCUUAAAGGUGACGGAGUUAUUGAUGCAAUUCGGUGGAUGGCAGAUAAAAUCAAGAAAAAUUCCAACCAAAGGCCUCCAAUUGCUGAAUAA